Pseudocercospora fijiensis CIRAD86 is the source of this 150-nucleotide messenger RNA. RefSeq lists its product as uncharacterized. NCBI's taxonomy places the organism in Eukaryota, Fungi, Ascomycota, Dothideomycetes, Mycosphaerellales, Mycosphaerellaceae. The transcript is spliced from 2 exons. Gene Ontology annotation, cellular component: ribosome; cytosolic large ribosomal subunit. The annotation marks the transcript as partial. Gene Ontology annotation, molecular function: structural constituent of ribosome. Gene Ontology annotation, biological process: translation. The record is from RefSeq and is a predicted model, not a curated record.
UCCCACAAGACCUUCCGCACCAAGCAGAAGCUCGCAAAGGCGCAGAAGCAGAACCGCCCAAUUCCUCAGUGGAUUCGCCUUAGGACUGGCAACACCAUCCGUUACAACGCCAAGAGGAGACACUGGCGCAAGACUCGCAUUGGUAUCUAG